UCGGAAUUAUUAGCCGAAACAGCUUUUGGUCAGUUGUUUUGUUUGUGUGAUGUGACGGAACGUGUGUAAACAGCACUUCACUAGGGAAGCUAAAAUCUGUGUCAUGAACUAAAUUAGAAAAAGGGUUCUGCCACUUUACAUUACACAUUAUAGAUUCAAGAUUUUGGUUUAUUUGUUUGGUAAUAUAGCACUAUGUCUUCCGAAGUAGACUGUCCGAAGGAUACCGCAGUGCGGGUGGCUGUGAGAAUCCGGCCCAAGAACUCCAGAGAGAUGAUAGACAUGUGUCGUACUUGCACAACCGUAGCCCUUGGCGAGCCACAGAUUUUUCUUGGGUCUGAUAGAACAUUUACCUAUGACCAUGUGUUUGAUGUUGAUUCCACUCAAGGUGAAAUUUAUUCAACGUGCGUGGAUCGGCUGGUGAGGAAUGCCUUGCAAGGCUAUAACGCCACAGUAUUAGCAUACGGCCAAACAGGAUCUGGAAAAACGUAUACGAUGGGCACCGGCUUCGAUCAUGAGACGGAAACUUCCGAAUUCAAUAGCCUUGGGGUUGUUCCCCGGGCGGUGCGACAAAUUUUCAGUGGAAUUGAAGAGUUAAGAGGCUCAACUUCGGAAAAUUCAACAGGUGGAAGGCCUGAAUUCAGUCUCGCUGUUCAGUACAUCGAGCUGUACCAUGAAGAUAUAUAUGACCUUUUAAAUCCAUUCAAUAAAAGUGACAGUUUCAAAAUUCACGAAGAUUCAGAUGGCCAAAUAACCAUAUCUGGAACGUCCAUUAAACCCAUUUAUGAGGAAAAAGAUGCUUUAAGAUACCUCCAGCAGGGGGCUUUAGCGCGAACAACCGCAUCUACAAAAAUGAAUAACACGUCGUCCAGGUCGCAUGCUAUGUUCACAAUUUUCAUUCGUAGACAGCGAUUGCUGUCUUCCUCGAAUAAUGGUGGUUUGGACAACGAUAUGGAAACUCUUACCUCAAAGUUCCAUUUUGUUGACUUGGCCGGCUCGGAGCGUCUUAAGCGGACGAUGGCUGAAGGCGAGAGGGCUCGCGAAGGUAUUUCCAUAAACACCGGUCUCCUAGGCCUUGGAAAUUGUAUUUCAGCCCUUGGGGACAAGCGAACUACGCAUGUACCUUACCGAACUACCAAACUGACUCGCCUCCUCCAAGACUCGUUGGGUGGAAACAGCCAAACAUUGAUGAUAGCCUGCGUGGCGCCAACUGAUCGAGAUUUUAGAGAAACCCUAAGUACUUUGGAGUACGCAAACCGAGCUAAAAACAUUCAAAACAAAAUUAAACUUAACAAAGAUCAAAGUUCCCGAACCAUUUCCCAUCUACGUCGAGAAAUCGCCACAUUGCAAAGGGAAUUAAUAGAAUACAAGCAGGGCAAACUUGUAGUGGACUGCGAAGGAAAUACAACUGUGUCUGACACAUACAAUGAGAAUACUUUGCUACUUUCCGAUAAUAAACGUCUUCAGCAGCGCCUGAAAGCAAUGCAGGAAACUGUUAACGUUUUGACAGAAAAAAAUGCAGAACUCAAACUGCAGGUGGCUUCACAAAAGUGGAAAACUGACGACAAUUCCGAAUGUGAAAUAACCGACAUAGUCGGUAAAUAUAUAUCAGAAAUCGCAAAUCUUGAAGCCAAGUUAAUUGAAUCCGAUGAAAUGAAUAGACAAACCGAAAAAGCUGCUAUAAGAGUUGCUGGUGGCAAAAACCCCGGAUUCGAUGAAAAUCUGAUAACCGAAACCAAAAAGGAUUUGGAGAAGAAAAAAGAGUACUUGAUGAGUCUUUCUGUGCCCGGAAUGGAAAAUCAAAGCUAUGAAGCAGAACAAACCUUUAAUAUUGAAGGCUGUGAAGGUAAAAUAUCUUAAGUGAUUAAAAAUAUGUAUAUUAUUAAUAGAGAUAUAGAGUGCAAAACAAAGUUAAUAAAUGAAUUGGAAAGGGCGCGAGGGGCAAUGGAACAAAUGCGGACGAAUUUCGAGGAUAAAGUGCUUCAAUUAAAUUACAAAAUUGCCAACGCUGAAAAGGAACGAGAUGACGUUUUGCUCAAUUUGAGCCCGAUUACCAAUACAAAAGACGAUCUUAAGAAAAUCAAAAUGUCAUAUGAGAUGAAGAUAUCCGAUAUGCAAAAAAAAUUGAGUACCUUGCAAGAGGCUCAGAGGGAACAUUUACGCCAACAACGAGACAAACAAGCAAAAGAAACCCAAAUAAGUUUAUUGCGCAACGAACUGGGUGCAUUAAAGACGGCAAAGGUCCAACUAAUGAAAAAAAUCACGGAACAAAACAAUCGACAUAAGGUUGAAGAUAGUCGGAAAACUAAAGAAAUAGCCCAGUUACUGAAGGAGCAACGACGCCAGAAAAAUGCUGUCCAAUCUCUGGAGGCCAAAGUAAGCCAAAAGGAUAACAUAUUGAAGAGAAAAACCGAGGAAGUUAUUGCUCUUCGCAAAAGCCAGCGGUCAAAGUCUGAACAAAGGCGAAUACCGCCGGUACGUUUGCAAAAUACUAACUUGAACUCCCGAUUGUAUCGACAAAGCUGGGAAAACCUAUAUCAUUAUUUAGUGGCUGCGGCCAGAAAUAGACAGAUGAUAACGCAAUUGGAGAUUGAAUUGGAGCGUAAAAUAACAGAGCGCGAAAGUCUGUCCUGCGAACUCAAUACUUUGAAGAGUAAUUCGACACGGUUUGACGAUCUUAAAGAAAUAGAUAGCAUACAAGCAAAUAUAGACUAUAUUCAAGAGGGUAUAGAUCAUGUGCAAAAGGCUAUAAUGGAUUUUGAAGAUUCAAAGAAAGAAGAUUCAAUAAGAAGUGACUUUAACAAGAUCCAAUCAAUCUUAGAUUCUAUUGAGUCGAUGGACGAAGCUAAAUACGUUCUUCAAAAAAUUUCCAAAAAUUCUGUUACAUUGAUGUGCAGUUUAUCCAAUGCAGAGUCUCAAUUGCAGGAGCACAAGUCUUUAUUAUCGGCGGUCCAACAAGACUGUAAUAUCCAACAGCAAAUGUUGGGACAUUUGCUUCCAUAUGAUAAAAAUGAGCAAAUUUCGGCCAUGAUUGAGUCCUUCAAAAGUAUGGAUGUUGCUAAUAGCAUGUAUAGUUCUCAAAAAUCAUUAGAAAGCAACGCCACAUAUGUUAUACCCCACGAAGAUCGACUGGAGGACUCUACCUAUGUUGAACUGCGCGAUAGAAGCCCGUCGCCGCUUUUGUAUACCGAAUCGUCGGAUAAAAGCCCUAAAGUGCGUAGGCGUACAGCUAAAUAUGAAGAUCUACUUUUUGGUGUCAUUGAAGCUGCAGAUGAGACUAAAAAAUGACGUGAUCAUACAAAGAAGAAAAUAUGACAAUAAACAAUAAGAUGUGCCUUAUACGUAACUAGUAAAUAAUGGUGCUAAACUAAAAUGAAACAAAUAGACGCUUAUUAAAAGAUAACAUAUAAUUAAGGAAACGAUUCUCAGAAAGGAAGACCGAGCUUUUGCUCUAUGUAAUAUGUAUUUUUUGAGCCAUAACGAAUAAAUUAG
This is a messenger RNA of Drosophila bipectinata, 3489 nucleotides long. The record is from RefSeq and is a predicted model, not a curated record. Lineage: Eukaryota; Metazoa; Arthropoda; Insecta; Diptera; Drosophilidae.